CCAUGACAACAGCUUGCGUACAGUUCAAAACAACUUCCGAAUUAAUUUGAUUUAAUGCAAAGAGUUUGUUGUCAGAAUUUUUCAUGCCUCCGAAUAAAUCUAAAUAAAUCUAAACCGGUCGUUUCAGAUUCAUUACAAAGUCCCAAGUCUGUAGUAACUUCCGAGGAAAGCUCGCAAAUUCUGAAUUAACGCCUGCUUUCUCUGUAUUAAAAUUUUAAUGAGCACUGAAGUUGAAUAUGAUCAAAAGCUUGAAAAUCAAUUUAUGCCAUGGGGUUUCCCUAAUGAAUUAGUUUUAUGUGAAUCAGCUCGUCAAGGUGAUAUUAAAGCAUUGAGUAGAUCUAUUGCCAGCGGAGUUGAUGUCAACUUUUUCGAUGGUUUUGGAAAGACAGCUUUACACUAUGCAGCUGGAAAUGGAAGUUAUGAAUCAGUGAAACUUCUGGUGGCCAAUAAAGCUAAUGUGAAUAUAUGCGAUUCAAAUGGAACAACACCAUUACAUUUAGCUGCAAAAGGAAAUCAUGUAAGAGUAGUGAAGUUUCUACUAAUGUCCGGAGCUAAUAUCAAUCAUGAAUGCCUUAGUGGUGUUAAACCUAUUGAUUUAGCUGUUUAUAAUUCAGAAACUUGGAAUGUAAGUCCCAAUAAUUGUUGUUGUUGUCGUCACACUUUCGAUAUUCCAUCAACAAUUUUAUUAUUAUUUUUUUAUUUUGAAGCAAUCGUUCUCCUAUUUACUAGACUUCUGAAGUAAGUUUACAGCAAAUGUUAAUGUUUUCAAACGAUUUUACUUAGAAUCUUAGGUUACUCAAGCAUUUUCUUGGUUAGCUGAAAUAGUGCGUAGACUUGUUAAUUCUCUGUUAGUAUUCAUAACUACUGACUAACUAGUCGAACUUUAUUGAAUGCUGCCAAUGGUGAUUUGCCUAAAGUUGAACAUCUUGUACAAAUGCGUACAGUUCCACUUAUUCCACAGUUUGCUAUACAAAGAGAAAUUGAUAAACAUGCAAAAGCAAAUGAUAAGAAAAGUGCUAAGAAAAGUGGGAAAAGUAAAAGUGGAAAGAAAAGUGGUAAAGGCAAACAGAAGAAGAAAAAGUGAAAUUGAGGAAUAUUUAUAUAUACAUUUCUUGAAUUUUAUAUUUGUUAACAUAACAAUGUGCAUUGUGGAAUCAUGUGAGAUGGAUAGAAACAUGGUAAUAAUUUCGUCUCAUUUUAUUUAGACAAUUUUAUUUCUUCAGCUUUCAUCCAACAGAUCUAUUCAAAUUGUGUAAUUGUUUUAAAUGCUUAGUGUUUAUCUCAUUAAAUACCGAUCAUCAUAUAAGUUUAUUUACAAAUUUUGGUUUUCUAUCAUUUUCGAACACUAUUUAUUGUACUCGUAUCGAAAUUUAUUCAUAAUUCAAUUGUAGUAUCUUACAAGAGUUUGUUUGUUUGUCCAAGGAUUUGAUUUAUUUUAAGUUUGAUCACG
Messenger RNA from Trichobilharzia regenti, 1450 nucleotides. Lineage: Eukaryota; Metazoa; Platyhelminthes; Trematoda; Strigeidida; Schistosomatidae. The record is from the annotation of a GenBank genome assembly.